CCGAAGGCUGCGAUGUGUAAUUAGCGGCAAGAAAGCAUGUAAUUGACGGAGUCACGUGCGCCAGGGCCAGGAAAGGAGGAAAAAAAAAGGGGCUAAAGAGGAAAAGCACGUUAGACCAUGCGAGCGCUGGCCAGCGCUAAAAUUUUGAUCGCCGAAUCCUCUGAGGCCGGAUUGAUGCAGAAGGUUACCCAGUGCGAGGAAAAAGUUCUCAUCGGGCCGGUCUGGACAUAGGGCCUGUGUGGCAACAUGGCCGAAGGAGGGGCGAGUAAAGGUGGUGGAGACGAGAGAGGAAAAUUGGCAGAGAGAGAAGAGGAGUCUCAGAUCCAACAGGGAGCAGGCCACUGCAAAUGGUUCAACGUUAGAAUGGGAUUCGGAUUUAUAUCUAUGACCUCCCGAGAAGGCAGUCCCCUGGAAACGCCGGUGGAUGUCUUCGUACACCAAAGCAAACUUUACAUGGAAGGAUUCAGGAGUUUGAAAGAAGGAGAGCCCGUGGAAUUCACUUUUAAGAAAUCUUCCAAAGGCCUGGAGUCAAUACGGGUGACAGGCCCAGGAGGUGCCCCUUGUUUAGGCAGUGAGAGGCGGCCUAAAGGGAAGACGGUGCAAAAACGGAAGCCAAAGGGAGAUCGAUGCUACAACUGUGGCGGCCUUGACCAUCAUGCUAAGGAAUGUAAUCUACCUCCUCAGCCAAAGAAGUGCCAUUACUGCCAGAGCAUUAUGCACAUGGUAGCCAACUGUCCCCUCAAAACUGUUCCACCACAGCCCAGUAGCUCUCAGGGAAGAUAUGAAGCAGAUUCCCAACCUUCCACCUCUGCCUAUGCUGCUUUCCCUAGAGAAACUGGAGGGACCCAAAGCUUCCCAGCUCUGUUUCAUCCUCAGGAGGGAAAACCAGAGGUUGAGCACUCUGGCAAGUCAUCUGUUGAAGCUUCGUCAAGCAAAUCAUCUAUGUCCCCUGAAGAACCAAGCAGAAAGGGGCCUUCCAUUCAGAAACGGAAAAAAACAUAAAGGCAUUCGAUAAGCCCGCUUCUUGAAUUCCACACUCUUUGUAUUUUGAAUAUAGGAUCCCAAACUACCUCAAUGCUUGCAAAAGUACAGGGGAAGUCAUUUUACACAAUGCAGCUCCUCUUUUUUUGGAAAAAAAACAAAAACAAAAAAAAAUCCACUGAAUUAACAAAAUGUUGUCGAACCGAACAAUUCACUCCAUGCAAAGAAUUACUCCUGGAUUAUGUUUGCGCACAUCCACAGUGCUCUACUUUUACCUUUAUAUGCAGAAACAAAACUCUUUACGGAGUCUAGUGAAACAUGGCACACACGUUUACAGUGUCAACUCGCCAUGUUUAAUUCAAGUAGCUUUUCUAAUCUUUUAUAACGAGUACCAUUAAUUGAUCCUUUGGUGAUCUCCUAGGAUUGCAAAGCAAUACGCAACAUUAGGAUCAACUGGAACUUCCUUCAGAGCUCCUGCUCCCUUCAGUAGGUAACUGAAGCAACACUGUUAUUUAAAUUGAAAACCAAAGGAAAUCGGAGGUGGAUGCUGCCAGAAAGGAGGUACAAAGGAAAUCCACGGAGAAUAUCUGGCUGGAUAUCUGAUCAAAUAAUAUAUACAAUGGCAGUGUUUUACUUCUGUAGGCAAUAUUCAUUGUUGAGAUGCUAGCCACUGCCGCAAAUUUUA
This is a messenger RNA of Callorhinchus milii (elephant shark), 1666 nucleotides long. RefSeq names its product protein lin-28 homolog B. Gene Ontology annotation, molecular function: zinc ion binding; nucleic acid binding. The record is from RefSeq and is a predicted model, not a curated record. The transcript is spliced from 4 exons. NCBI's taxonomy places the organism in Eukaryota, Metazoa, Chordata, Chondrichthyes, Chimaeriformes, Callorhinchidae. The coding region runs from base 247 to 1002 and encodes 251 amino acids.